Molecule: messenger RNA, 1305 nt
Organism: Zymoseptoria tritici IPO323
Lineage: Eukaryota; Fungi; Ascomycota; Dothideomycetes; Mycosphaerellales; Mycosphaerellaceae
Exons: 2
Coding region: 1-1305 (434 amino acids)
Biological process (GO): tRNA methylation
Cellular component (GO): nucleus; tRNA (m1A) methyltransferase complex
Source: RefSeq, a predicted model, not a curated record
AUGACCGACUCGUCACGACCCUCGGCAUUCUUCCAACCUCCCCCCACCGCCACCGCACAUUCUUUGGCCAUUCUACACCUCCGUCGCGACAGCCUACUGCCCGUCAAGCUCCAGACGACCGCCGACGAUGGCUACGCAGAAGGUGCCGUCACCAAUACUCGAUUCGGCAGCUUCCCUCACACCACCUUGAUCGGCCUGCAAUGGGGCAGUCAGGUCCGGGCCAGCAAGGUGGAUACCGGCACUCGAGGUCGCAAGAGCAAGAAGGUCAAGCCCGACGACAAGAUACAGCCCAACGGUGCCGAGGAGAAUACCGCCGGUGAUGCAGGGCGGAAACGAAAGUCUCUCGAGCAGUCAGACGACGCAGGCUCCGGAUUCGUGCACAUCCUCCAACCCACUCCCGAAUCCUGGACGUCAUCCCUGGAUCACCGAACGCAAGUCGUCUACACGCCGGAUUACAGCUACAUCCUCCAGCGACUGCGCGUGCGUCCGGGCAGCACCAUCAUCGAGGCCGGCGCCGGAAGUGGCAGUUUCACCCACGCUGCUGCGCGUGCCAUCUUCAAUGGCUACUCGCAUGAGACCAGCGCUAUACCAGUCAAAGGAGGACAAAAGCCAGGCAGAGUGUGCAGCUAUGAAUACCACGAACCGCGAGUCGAAGUCCUGCGGCAAGAAAUCACAGACCACGCUCUGGACGGAGUGGUGCAACUCACCCAUCGAGACGUAUGCAACGAUGGCUUCCACCUCGCAGACGGCUCAUCACCGAACACAGACGCGGUUUUUCUCGACCUCCCAGCACCCUGGCAAGCCCUCCGACAUCUCACUCGCUCUGGACCCAACUCUCCUCUCAACCCCGAUUCUCCAAUCCACAUCUGUUCCUUCUCCCCCUGCAUCGAACAAGUCAUGGCCACCGUCUCUGCCCUCCGCAAAGCCGGCUGGACCGACAUCAGCAUGGUUGAAGUCCAGCAGAAACGCGUCGACGUCCGCCGAGAACGAGUGGGCUUGAAGGAGGAAGGUCUCCGCGGGGUGAACGCCACGGCGGCGAAUGUGGACGAAGCCGUGCAACGGCUGAAUGAGGACGUGGCGCAGGAGCGGAAGUUGAUGUCAAAACAGCAACGCAUCGAUCGGCUGAAGCAGGAGGCCGAGACGAGGAAGUUGUAUCAGGAAGGGCAGCUGGUGCAUCGCUCGGAGCCGGAUGUCAAGACGCAUACGAGCUACCUGGUGUUUGCCGUGUUGACGAGGCAGUGGUCGGACGAGGACGAAAAAGCUUGCGAGGAGGAGUACAAGGUGGAGGACACGGUGAAGAAGUAG